GGCACUUGCGCGUGCCGUCCACAUCUGCCAAGAGAGAUCUUCCAUCUGUUUUCAGAAAGAUGUGAACUCUUCUUCUGUCUUGUUAGAGCCCACCUGAGCAGCUCCUUUCCUGAGAAUAAGAACGACAAGCCAGGAGACAGGAAAGGAGAGCGUUCUCCACUUGCCAGGAUGCAGAAAUUGCUCUGGGAUUGCUGGGCAGCGCGUGCUCUUCACUGGUUACACGCCCUGCAGGAGCAGUCUCGCUCACGGCCAUGCGGGUAGCUGUGAUCGGAGCGGGGGUGAUUGGGCUCUCCACGGCCUUGUGCAUCCAUGACCAGUAUCACGCCAUCGUCCCGGCUCUGGAGAUCGAGGUCUACGCUGACCGAUACACACCACGCACCACCAGCGACGGUGCCGCCGGGCUGUGGCAGCCCUACCUGGAUGACAAGGGCAACAUUCAGGAAACGCUCUGGAACAAAGAGACGUUUGACUACCUGCUCGGACACCUUCGCUCCCCGGAAGCAGAGGAGAUGGGACUCUUCCCCAUGUCCGGCUACAACCUUUUCACACAGCCAGUCCCGGACCCAUCUUGGAAAAACAUUGUCCUGGGAUUUAGGAAGCUGACACCGAAAGAGCUUGAACUCUUCCCUGGCUACAGCUACGGUUGGUUCAAUACAGCACUGAUGCUAGAGGGCAAGAGCUAUUUGCCUUGGUUGACCAAGAGGCUCCAGCAGCGAGGAGUCAAGUUCUUUCAGAAGAAGAUCAGAUCCUUCGGGGAGCUUCUUGCAGAGGGUGUGGACAUCAUAAUCAACUGCACGGGGGUACGCGCAGGGGAACUACAACCAGACCCGGAGCUACAGCCAGGGCGCGGCCAAAUCAUAAAGGUCUUGGCCCCCUGGGUGAAGCAUUUCAUCAUAACUCACGACACUGAAUCUGGGAUCUAUAACUCCCCAUACGUUAUACCUGGGAGUAAGCUGGUGACCCUGGGAGGGAUAUUUCAGCUGGGAAACUGGAAUGAAGAAAACAGCCCCCAGGAUCAUAAAACCAUCUGGGAAAGGUGCUGCCAGCUGCUCCCGAGUCUCCAGAAAGCCAAGGCUGUGGAUGAGUGGAGCGGCUUGCGGCCAGUGCGCCACAGAGUUCGCCUGGAGAGGGAGACCAUUCAUCACGGACUUUCCAAAUCAGAGGUGAUACACAACUAUGGCCACGGGGGUUUCGGACUCACCAUUCACUGGGGCUGUGCCAUGGCCGCGGCAAGGCUCUUCGGCAGUAUUCUUCAGGAGAAGAAGCUGGCCAGACCACCACAGUCCCACCUCUGAUUUCACAGCAGCACCCUGGCCCGACUUGGGCGACCAUUCAAAAGCCAGUAGCACAGAGAAAAAACCCCAGCACAGCAAUAUGUACAUGCUUGCUCUUCAACACUCCCCACCACACCACCACUGCUCUGUACUGUAUCGUUUUUAGACUAUGCCAACUCCCUUUCUAGCACUGCUGUUUGCCAAACAUUGAGAUUCAGCCUUCCUCUGUUCUCCAUAAACGGCAUAACAGAUGUAUUAAAAGAAAGCUGAAGACGGUCCUUUGGCAAAGCACAUGUCUGGGUGCCCCAACUGUGAUGUUUCUAAUGCUCUCUAAAAGCAUUAACACUGUCUGGCAACUAACGCUAGCCCAUCUAAAGACACAUACCUUUGUGUAAGCUACUGUGCUACACCACAGAGACACUUAGGGCACUUCUAUCCACUAUCGUGUUUAGGUUCCAGAAACAGGGGGUCUUCAACUCCAGGAGGAGUAGGAGACUCUCCAUUUGCAGCUAACAAUAUAAGGCUUCUGACACACAGCAGUUGUUCUGUUUCCACCUGACAGAGGAAUGCAUGUCUACAUUAAACAUUUCACUGCAGAAAUUA
This is a messenger RNA of Alligator mississippiensis (American alligator), 1877 nucleotides long. It is a transcript of the gene DAO, whose product is annotated as D-amino acid oxidase. The record is from RefSeq and is a predicted model, not a curated record. Lineage: Eukaryota; Metazoa; Chordata; Crocodylia; Alligatoridae. Bases 252 to 1295 code for a protein of 347 amino acids. The transcript is spliced from 11 exons. Gene Ontology annotation, molecular function: FAD binding; D-amino-acid oxidase activity.